Molecule: messenger RNA, 4314 nt
Organism: Sporothrix schenckii 1099-18
Lineage: Eukaryota; Fungi; Ascomycota; Sordariomycetes; Ophiostomatales; Ophiostomataceae
Exons: 2
Coding region: 1-4314 (1437 amino acids)
Biological process (GO): mitotic cell cycle
Source: RefSeq, a predicted model, not a curated record
AUGGAGCCCCAGUCCCCGCCCAAGAGAAUGACGCGUGCGCGUGCCGCCGCGAAAGCAACAACAGCCGACAGCAUGUCGUCUUCCGCGCCAACAUCCACGCCUGCGUCGUCGCGAGCCAAGUCUGCCACGGCCUCGUCUCGAGCAAGAACGUCCACGGCCACCGCCACCACGGCAUCGGCCGCUGCUAAGCGGAAACUCCGCACCGACGACGUCGAGACCGACAACGAACUGGACGAGCUCGGUCUCGACCGGCCCCAGCCGUCGACCAUGCAGAAAGCUGUACGUGCCGCCCGUGGCCGCCCCAAGAAGACGCCAGUUGAGGCGGAGCCCGUAUCCGCGUCCGCAGUCGUUGCACCUCGUCCUCGCGGACGGCCCCCAACCAAAAAGACACCCGUGCCAGAGGCGGCCCGGCCGUCGUCGCGGGCUUCUACAAGUACAAGCACAAGCACAGUCACAACCGCAUCCACUACAGAAGCACCAGCUUCACGCGCAACAAGAGCCAAGAAGACGGUGACACUGGCUGAGGAUGCACCCGAAGAACCGGCAAAGAAGCGGGCGACGCGUGCCCGUGCUACAUCGGCAACAGCCAGCUCAGCCGCCGCGAACACCUUGCCGUCGGCCACGACGCGCAUCUCCGUCCGCAGUGCAUCGGCCACCGUCGCGGCCAAGUCGGCGGCCAUCAAGAAGAAGGUCACUUUUGAAGAGCCCGAGAAGGAAAACAUUGUUCCGGCCAGAGGAGGUGGCAAGGCACCCGCAGCUGACACGGCAACCGAAUCGACGACGACGGCAACCUCGACGGGCCUCAAGGCCAAGCCAGCCCGGCGAGCUGCCAACACAUCCAAGGCUGCAGCGACAUCGACAUCGACUGCCGGCCCUCGCUCAAGAACGGCCUCGGGUAGGGCUGGAUCCGCCAAACCGUCGGCACCGCUCAGCCCUAAGAAGGUCACGCAGGUCCGCCUGGCACGCGACUUUGACGUCGAUUCCGAGGAUGAGCUGGGUGCUAGUGACGAGUCCCACCUCAAGCCUUUUGAGCGGAGCCCCACCAAACCGUCUGUCGCUGCCGGCAUCACGCCCGCUGAGCGCACCAAGGCACUGGCCAACGCCGGCCUCGACCUCGAAUCCUCUACACGCGACAUCACCGCUAACCUGGCGUCGAUGACAACCCUGGCGCCCCCUGACCUCCAGACAGGCCUUCUCACGAGCCCGGCCUGCCGUCCUCCCCCCUCUCCUGUCAAGGAGGGCCUCAUGAACUCCCCGGCCCGCCGGCUCGACGGUCUGGUAACGAUGGACGGCGUUUUGGCCUCCACCAGAAAGACUACCAGGCACAACAGCGGAAGCAGCAGCAACAACAACAAGAUUGACGGCCACGGCGGGGCAAAGAGCCAUUCUGUCCUCUUCUCUCCCGCCAAACGGUUCCCCGUGCACCCCAAGAACCACGCGGCUGGCGGCCAGGACGAUACCCUUCGCUCGCCGAUGAAGCUGUCUCUGCUGCAGACGCCGGCCAAGCGUCCGGCUUCGCCCGUCAAGGCGGCCAUUCUACUGCAGCGCCCCGACAUGAAGCCAUCCUCGCUGAACGUCCAGGUCGAGGAGGCCGAGGGUGGCGAGACGGAAGAGGUGGCCGAGGACGAGUUCAACGAAGCUGACGAGGCCGACGUCUCUGAUGCGGAGACGGAAGACAAUGGUCACGAAGCAGACGACGAUGCCGAGAACAAUGAUCAGACCGAAUCCCUGACUCAGAUGCUGCAAGACAUGGCCGCCGAUGCCGCCUCUGCUCUGCGUGAUCCUGAAUCGCCUUCGCGCCGCAGCGUCCCUGGUCGUGUCUCUGCCGCCCUUGCUCGUGCCGCCGAUCCCACCAUCGAGGUUGAUUGGGCCGAGGUUCAGUCCAACCCCGACGACGAUGUGUCACCGCCCGGUGACCCCAUGGAGGUUGACGAGUCGAUUCUGGGCGCGGCCACAGCGCUGGUGGCCAUGUCCCCGCCCAAACCCGAGCCCAAGGCGCCGUCCGGUGUCUUUGGCCUGCGCGCCAAGGACCUCGAAGACGGCAACGACGACAUGGAUUCCGAUAACGACGUUACCAUGCACAUGCCGCUGCCUUCGAACGACGAUAUGCCGGCAACCCCUUGCCCGGCCAGGACACCCUCGAGCCGGUCGGCGCGUACCAGCAUGGGAGGCCAAGGCACGGCCAAACGUCCUAAGAUGGGCAAGUUUGGCUUUACGCCCCUGGCCGACCAGCUCAACGGCUGGAAGGUGCGCAGUCCUGCCAAGGCGGCGGCCACACCCACACCAACACCAGGUGCUGAGAAGCAAGACCCCGAGGUCCCCGAGGUCCCCACGGAGCCUGUCGAGGGAGUCCCCAAGGCGUCGCCCGAUGCCAAGAAUGCCUCUGUCAUGCCGUCAUACUUUGACGACGCCACGGUCGGCCAUUCUCUUCGCGCAUCUUCUCGCCAGAGCGGGAUUCCUGUGCCUUUGGACGACAAGGAGUGCGCUGGUCUUAUGGAGAACGUUGUGCUGCAGGAGGAGAUUGAGACACCCGAGUUCGAUGAAGACCUUGUUGUGACAGAGGAAGACUUGGACUUGGCACAAGAGGCCAACGAAAUGUCGCUCAUGGAGCCUGCUGAGCUUGCGGACGUCCUGCACGUGCCCCAGAGCUCCGACGAUGCCAUGUCCGAGGCCAGCCAGGAGUACGGCGACGAGAACGCCAUCCCCAUCGAUCCGGCCCUGCUCGCGGAAAGCGGUGCCUCGCCUGUUGCUGUGCCGCCCGUUACACCGCAGCGUGUUUUGACGCGCACCUUCCACACGGUGUCCAAGGUGCCUUUGAAGCCGGCCGACGAUUCGACCCCGAGCCAACCCUCGUUCCGCCGUCGCAGCAUGAGUGCCUCGCGCCUCCCCACCUCGUCACGCCGUCGCUCCAGCAUCAGUGUUGCGAGCAACGCGAAGAGUGCGGACAACGCGACUGGCGGCUCUACCCACACCAGCCCCAGCAAGCGCAGCGACAACGGCCGUGGUCUUACGCGGAGUGCGACCGUCAUCUCGUACUCCCCGUCGAAGAAGGAUGGGCGCCGUGAAAGCCAUCGUGAGAGCCGGCGUAGGAGCCGUCGCGAGUCCUUUGGCGGGCCGGCCUUAACCUUGGAAGAUGCUCUGUUCGAUAGCAGCGAGGAUGAGAGCCCCGAGGAUGUGAAACAACCUGAAGUCGCCGCUGCGAUCCCAUCGGCACCAGCCACGCCGACCAAGUCGAGUGCAGAUGUGGACGAGGAUGCUGACCCUACCUGGUCGACGGCGGGCACGCCGGCACGCACGCCCCGCCGGGACCUGGACCCUGCCCUGCUGCGCGGCGCGGUUGUCUUUGUGGACGUGCACACAACGGAGGGCGCGGAUGCCAGUGCCAUCUUUGUCGAGCUGCUGACCCAGAUGGGUGCGCAGUGUGUCAAGACCUGGCCGUGGAACCCGGCGAGCCCAGCCAGCAGCACCAAGGACGGAUCGUCGCGUGUUGGUAUCACGCACGUUGUCUUCAAGGAUGGCAGCAAGCGUACGCUGGACAAGGUGCGCGAGAGCAAGGGUCUUGUCCAGUGCGUUGGAGUCAGCUGGGUUCUUGAUUGCGAACGUGGUAACCAAUGGCAGCAUGAGGCGCCGUACUGCGUCGACACGGCUCUGUCGCCUCGUGGCCCCGGCCGUCGUCGCCGGAGCAUGGAGCCCGAGGCCCUUGCUAACAUCAACGGAAUCCUUGUGUCGACGCCGCCCAAGCAGACCGGUGGUCCUUCGGCCGCGGUGCGUGAGUGCCGCACGGCCCCGCCGCCGAGCACGCCCAUGAACCGUCGCGACAGCACGCUGUGGAUGCGCACGCCCGACGACGAGGACAGUGUGAACAAGCGCCGCAGCCAUGGCGCCCGCGACGGUGGCCAGGACGAUGACCAAGAGAACGGCAACGAUGAUGUCGACGGCUAUGGCGAACCCGACUGGGGCAUGACGGCCCUGCUGACGCCGGUGCCCAAGACACCCGCACCGGAGGCCAUUGCACGCUAUGCGGCCAACAUCGCCCUGUCGUCGCCGUACGGUAGCGACACCGGCAGCAACUACGGCGGCGGCGACGACGACGACGACGACAGUACCCUGGCGUCGAUGCAAUUUGACCAGGGCCCGCUGGUCACGCGCACGUGCCCGCCCAAGCAGCGGUCGGUGUCGUACCACGAGCUGGGCGCGGGCAUCCUGUCGCGCGAAAAGGACGAGGGCGUGCUGAUGCGUCUGAUGGCAGCGCGCCGCAAGAGCCUGCAGUUUGCGCCCAAGGUUGCGAGCCCGCUGUCCAAGGCGUGGAAUUAG